Molecule: messenger RNA, 3729 nt
Organism: Cydia amplana
Lineage: Eukaryota; Metazoa; Arthropoda; Insecta; Lepidoptera; Tortricidae
Exons: 1
Coding region: 1-3729 (1242 amino acids)
Biological process (GO): DNA integration
Molecular function (GO): nucleic acid binding
Source: RefSeq, a predicted model, not a curated record
AUGAAAUUCCUUUGGAGUUUAGAAAGCAUCGGUAUAACAGAUUCUCCCAAAACAACCAGAGAAGAAGAAGCAGUUAAAUAUUUCAAUGAAACGGUACAGUAUAACAAUGGCAGAUAUGAGGUCAAGUGGCCAUGGAUCCAAUACCCGCCUGAUUUACCAACAAAUUAUGGUUUAGCCUAUGGUAGGUUAAAAGGCUUGUUACGGAGAUCUGAUGAGAGCACGCUCAACGAGUAUAACCGAAUUUUAAAAGAACAAUUAGAUAAAAAAAUCAUCGAAGAAAUUGAACCUAAAACGGUACCUAUCUAUCAAGUAAAUCCUCCUGUGCACUAUCUGCCACAUCACAUAGUAAAACAAGAAGGUAAAAGCGGGCGGAUCGUCUAUGAUGGUUCAGCGAAGAUAAAGGAAGGCAAUAGUUUAAAUGAAUGUAUGUACCGAGGUCCUUCAUUGCUAGAAGAUCUCACUGCGCUAUUGAUUAAAUUUAGAACCGGCAAAGUAGGAAUUACUGCAGAUGUUGAGAAGGCGUUCUUACAAAUUGGUCUUCAAAAUGAAGACAGAGACGUAACAAGAUUUCUCUGGGUUAAGGACCCUAGUAAAGAACUGACAGAUGAUAACAUACGACAUUUCCGAUUUUGUAGAAUCCCGUUCGGCAUAAUUUCUAGUCCAUUCUUACUAACAGCAUCAAUUCGAUACCAUAUAACCAAAACAAAUGAAGCUCUACUCACAAAAAUAGCAGACAAGUGCUACGUUGAUAAUUUAGUGACAUCUGUUGAAUCGCUAGAUGAAGCUUUACGCUUGUAUAAUGAAACCAGGACAGUAUUUAACGAGCUUUCAAUGAAUAUAAGAGACUGGGUGUCAAAUGACAGUCAAUUUAUGGAGAAGAUCCCAAAGAGCCAGUCAGGAAAUCAAUCAGUAAAAUUGAAAAUACUGGGUCUCAUUUGGAACCUACAAGAUGACACUUUACAACUUAAAGUUGAAGAUAAGGCGCUUGAAGCUCAAGCCAAAGAUGAACUGAACAAAAAGGAUAUCCUUAGAGCUCUUGCCCGUGUCUAUGAUCCAUGUGGGUUUGCGUCGCCUCUUAUUCUGCCAGCUAAAUUACUGUUUCAAGACUUGUGCAUCCAGAAAUUUAGAUGGGACGCACCUUUACCAAUGAAUAUAGUUCAAAAAUGGAAAUCCAUUGUGGAGAAAUUAAAGACAGCAAAAGAUAUAAAGAUCCCUAGAUAUGUGGCCGAAGACAUGCCGGAAGGCGCAAUGCAAUAUGAACUUCAUGUCUUUACCGAUGCUUCUAAGUUCGCCUACUCAGCUGUUGCGUAUUUACGCACCCAAUGUGGAGGGACGACUAAAACUGCGUUCCUAAUGUCAAAAUCCCGCGUAACGCCUGUAGAAGACAAAGAAAAUUUGAAGAUUCCCCGUCUAGAACUACUGGGCUAUUUGAUAGGAAGUAGGUUGCUCAAGUACUUGAAGAAUAACCUGAACCUGACAAUUCAUAAGCAGUACUUAUGGACGGAUAGCCAAGUUGUGCUUUACUGGCUUAGAACUAACCACUUACUGCCACCCUUCGUAAAGAGACGCAUAGAUGAAAUAAAUCAACUAAAGGACGUCGAGUUCUGUUACAUAAACACUAACGAAAAUCCAGCUGAUUUAGGGACACGUCCGGAACUAUGGGAUGAAAAGCAAGCCUUAUGGUUUACAGGCCCACCUUUCCUUGUCAAAGACUCAAAAUUCUGGUCAAGUAACAGGUACUUAGAACAAAAUACUCUUCUUUUGGCCGGGGAGGUCCUGGACAUAAUAGAUGGUCCAGAAAUGGUACUGAAAGGGUAUGAAGUAGACCCACCUGCCUACCUUACGGGAGAAAUUCAGGAAGUAGAUGCCAGAAGUGAAACAGAAGUUACUAACAACAAAGAGCCUGAAAUCGGUACCGCAGAUUUACCUGAUUCCCUCACAGGAGUGGAUCAGGGGGUAAUUACUAAUGAUACUAAGACUGAAACCGGUAUUACAGAAAUCUUGGAAGUACAAAAGAAACAUUUCCCUGAUGAGAUAAACGGAAAAAAGACUGCGUUAAUGAGAAGCCUUGAUCUGUUCCUAGAUGUGGAUGGAAUCUUGCGGUGUGGUGGACGUAUGAAACAUACGAACUGGUCUUAUGAUAAAAAGCAUCCGAUACUUAUUCCAAAGAACUCAGAGUUUACCAACAGAGUUAUACAAGAAGUACACGAAAAAAACUACCAUGUAGGUCCACCUCAUACUUUGAAUAUUAUUCGAGAGCAAUAUUGGAUCCCGCAAGGUAAAGCUCAAGUAAUGAAGGUCAUUAAAAAGUGUAAGAAAUGUCUGAAGCAAGGUGGAGGGCCCUACAAAUUACCUCAAACUGCAGCAUUGCCUCCCGAGCGAGUAAACUAUAGCCCUCCCUUUACGUUUACUGGGGUUGAUUACUUUGGGCCAAUGUAUGUUACCACCACAAAUGGAAAUCGAGAAAAAAGAUGGGUCUGUUUGUUCACCUGUCUGGCAGUCCGUGCGAUACAUUUAGAAUUAGUGAAAGACUUGACAGCGGAGGAGUGUCUCCUUGCAGUAAGACGAUUGGUGGCAGCUAGAGGUAUACCAAAUACAAUUAUAUCAGACAACGCUUUGCAAUUUAAGCUAACAUCCGAAAUAUUAAUUAACUGCUACUGCACCGAAAAUAAAAUAAAAUGGAAGUUCAUUCCGCAGUUAGCCCCGUGGCAUGGCGGAUUUUAUGAGCGGCUAGUUGGAAUUGUAAAGCACUGUCUUAAAAGGACUUUGGAUAAGCAUUUAUUGAAUGACAGUCAAUUAGUCACCAUUAUCAAAGAAGUCGAAUCAGUGGUCAACACAAGACCUUUGACUAAUGUAGGUGCUGAUUUGGAGUAUGUCCUGAAACCUGCAGAUUUUUUGACUCUAGGGAAAUGUUUGGAAUUGACUCCCUCAAGUAACGUUAUAGGCGUUGAUGGGACUACUACAAAAACGGAUCUUGUCCAAGGAUGGAAACGAGGCCAGUCUAUCUUAGCGGAAUUUAAGAAGAUGUUUCAAGAACAAUAUCUGACUAGUCUUCGUGAGAAACAUCGGGGAUCAAUAAGACAACCUCGAGUAACUUCAGACCGGACACCUCAACUUGGAGACAUAGUACAAAUAAAAGAGGAAUUGAAGAAUAGGAAUACAUGGAAAGUUGGGAAGAUAACUUCGUUAAUAAAAGGUCAGGAUGGUCAGUGCCGUGUAGCGAAAGUGAAAGUGGGUAAUACAGAAUUCACCAGGUCAAUCGGUCAUCUUUACCCACUAGAAGUUGACAACGCCAGUGAAGACACCCAAACUUCUGACAUCUUAAAUCCGGUUAUUCCAACUCCAUUGGAUCCACCUACAAACAAUGACCAAGUUGAAAUCAACAGCGUGCCAACACCAAUACCAAUCAACAUAAACCCACAAGUCCCGCAACAAAGCUGCGAGUACCCUAAACAAAAUCAGGGAGAUGUGGCAGAUCUGUCCCACAAGGAAGUGACUGUUCCGGCAGAGGAAGAUGUAGCCAAUUCAACCAAUGAAGAUGUAACUUAUCCAGUUGACGAAUGUAUGUCAGAGCCCGAUGACAUAUUUGUGACUGAACCAACCGCACCAGUUACACCCAAUAUGCGGGACGAUGCUGUCCAAAGAUCAACGCCAGCUAGACAAGCAGCCAUUCGAGCGAAGGAAAAAAUCGCCGAAUGGACGCGCAACCUAAUAAUCCUGUUGCAGUAG